CCAACGGCCUCAUAUCCAUUAGCUUGACAGCUGUCAAAUCCACCGUCCCUUACAAGCCUCCGAACGAGACAACAGGACCGCAAAGAUGUCGCAAGCUGGCGGAUCAUACAAUAACCCCUUGAAGAAGUUCAAGUUGGUGUUUCUAGGAGAACAGAGCGUCGGGAAGACCUCUUUAAUCACACGAUUCAUGUAUGAUUCUUUCGACAACAUGUAUCAAGCGACAAUUGGCAUUGAUUUCCUCUCCAAGACCAUGUACCUCGAGGACCGCACGGUGCGACUGCAGCUAUGGGAUACUGCUGGACAAGAACGAUUCCGAAGCUUGAUUCCUUCUUACAUUCGCGAUUCAAGCGUAGCUGUUGUUGUCUAUGACAUCUCUAACGCUAAGUCAUUUCAAAACACCAAGAAGUGGAUCGACGACGUACGAGCCGAGCGAGGUAACGAUGUUAUUAUUGUGCUGGUUGGAAACAAGACGGAUUUGAACGACAAGCGGGAAGUGACCACACAGCAGGGAGAGGAGGAGGCAAAGAAGAACAACCUGAUGUUUGUCGAGACAAGCGCAAAGCUGGGCCACAACGUCAAGAACCUGUUCAAGAGGAUAGCACAAGCCUUGCCUGGCAUGGAGGGAAGCGAUGCCGCGGCGCAAGCUUCUAAUCAGAUGAUUGAUGUCAAGACGAACAACUCGCAGCAGUCGCAAGAAGGCUGCGCAUGCUAAAUACGCCAACACCGAUUCGGGACUGGAGUACAGGAGUGCCUGGGAAAACGCAAGCCGUACUCAAGAUGCGAAAGAAGCCUGGCUACCUCGCACACAAAAUAGGAUAUCAAGCAUAGCGUGUGGAUCUGAGUGCAAGAGCUUG
This is a messenger RNA of Fusarium oxysporum Fo47, 854 nucleotides long. RefSeq names its product Rab family GTPase YPT6. Gene Ontology annotation, molecular function: GTPase activity; GTP binding. Bases 86 to 712 code for a protein of 208 amino acids. Lineage: Eukaryota; Fungi; Ascomycota; Sordariomycetes; Hypocreales; Nectriaceae. The record is from RefSeq and is a predicted model, not a curated record. The transcript is spliced from 6 exons.